AAACAAACCAUAUCAGACGGCCGGAGAACUACGACUACGCUUCUGAUCGCACUCGCAGAAAUCUACCUACCAUAUUCUGAUUCGUUUUCCUGCCUACUAUCAACCUCAGCACCGCUUCGAACUCUUGAGACCUGAACUAACCAAGAACAUCACAUCAUGACAUGGUUGAUCAGUCCUCGACGAACUCGGCUCGUAUGAAGCUGGACCAUCGGCCUCAAUAGAUCAGCUUCAAGACGAAUCGAUAACUAUCCAAUCCGCAUACCUCAUUUCGCCCGGUGAGUGGCAUAGCCCGAGGCUUCACGCCCUCCCCUGAAGACGUGUCACUAUAAUAAAAGGGGUCCUGGGCAGGGAUUCUGGGUUGAUGGUCUUAUCCCUGAGGGCAUUCACGUGCUACUAUCUGGCCGUCCGUAAGCUUGACGGCUCUGGUAUAAAAAGGCGGCUUUCUCCUUGUUCUGGGACACUUUUUGAUCGCCGUUCUCACCAUCAAUCUUGUCAAACACAACCGAACCACAUGAUGAGUGGCCGGCACUACUCUGAACACAGAAGGCCUGGUAAAGGAUACCUAUCAGGCGGCCGGUCAGCGAUUGCAAAGAAAACCUGCCGCCCAAGAGCAUGCGAUGAAUGCCGUAAAUCGAAAACCAAAUGCAGCAUGACUGGGCCAUGUGAGACCUGUCAGCGGCGGAUGGUCGAGUGCUCUCUUCCAACAAAUUACCAAAAAGUAGACGAGUCUUCGAAUUCCGCGCAGAGCUCAACUUCGUGUGGGGGGGUCAACUAUUCCGAAAGCGCAAUGAAUCCAAUGUUCUCAGGCCACUUGAGACGGGUAUCGGCAAUGACCAAUGAAUACAUUGCACCUAUCACAGCUCCAGGGAGAAACGAUAUGCUGCAACCAGAAUUCAAGCCUAAACCUCGAAUGGCCCAUUGGGUAGUCUACGAACGAUUCGACUCAGGCAAAUUGGUUUACAGCGGUCUGGGGGAAUCCUGUUGUGUCUCCCUCGAUUGUGUGCGUGGUCUCGAUAAGAUGAUGCUUCGAGCUAUGGAGCAACACCAAUGUCUGCUUUCCGACCGUGGUUAUUAUGGGGAGUACUCAAAUGCCCUGACGAUGUUGUCCCGAGACAUAGUGAUUCGAAUUUACUAUGUGGCUUACUUAGAUUUUCGCCCUCCCAAUCCUUUUAAGCAUUUGGUAAACUGGAAUAUGGUUUACAAAGUCGAUCGAAGUCGUAUUUACUGUUGUACUCAAUCAGCGGUACUUAGAAUGGAUCCUUCCGUUCACUUAAUCGACACCGAGUAGAAAGAUGAGAAACCAAAUAACGUGGAUAUGGCAUUGAAAAUCUCCCCUUGACGUACCGUUAAAUGUGUGGCUCCAACGUGACACUGCUCGCAGAAAAUGGCAGAACGCUUUUAAAACCCUACAACAUAGAUAUCUCCUGCUCGAUCGACGUCGGCUAUA
Molecule: messenger RNA, 1447 nt
Organism: Colletotrichum acutatum
Lineage: Eukaryota; Fungi; Ascomycota; Sordariomycetes; Glomerellales; Glomerellaceae
Exons: 5
Coding region: 362-1288 (308 amino acids)
Biological process (GO): regulation of DNA-templated transcription
Molecular function (GO): DNA-binding transcription factor activity, RNA polymerase II-specific; zinc ion binding
Source: RefSeq, a predicted model, not a curated record